AUGGGAGAUGUCGCCACCCAGCCGCAUCAUGUGGGUAGCUCCUAUCCGGCUGGGGGUAAGGUAGCUAGCCAUGACGACGACAGCAACGUCGGGGGCAAGGCUCCAGGGAAAGAGUUGGAGGCAUCGUCGGCAGCGGCGACGGCGACGGAGCUCGCGGAGACACCGUGCCACGGCAGGAAGGCCAGCAGGGAGGCUUUCGCGGCAGCCAACCUGGCCGCUGCGGCGGGCGCUGGGUUUACGCUCAAGGGCCUCGCCGCCGCCGCCGCCGCCGCCGCCGCCGGCUCCGGACCGCUCCCGGGGUCUCCGUCCACCGAGUCGGACACGCCCACCCCGCCCGGCACGGGCAACCAGCACAUGUUCGACACGGUAUCGGACGCGAAGUCCAACCUGCACGUGCCCGGCGGCGCUGCGGCCGCUGCCAGCGGGAGCGGGAGCGGGAGCCGAGAUAACCUGUCGAGAUUCGCCGGGAUGUUGGCCGGUGGAGCGGGCGAGGGUGACAUCGGCGAGGGAGAGACCGGGGGCAACGGCGACGGAGAGUCGGACGGAGUUAGCCCGGUGUCCGAAGCGACGGCGGAAGACGGCGAGGAGCAGACGACGCUGCCCUUGGGCAGGCCCGCCAGCACGAGGAGCGGCAUCCCCGACUUUGGUGCGCUGUUGGAGAAUGAAGCCGAGUCGUCGUCGACGGGGGGAGAGUCGGGAGCGAUGGCUGACGUUAGUUCCUGUGACAGCGGUGGAGUUGAAGUGGGCUGUAUUGGUGGUCGCCGUCUCCCGCCCAGAAUGGCGGACAUCAGCAAGCCCAUCUCUCUCGACGACCUGCGUUUCGUUGGCGACGAGGACAGCGCAAGCAGCGAUGUCGAUGUCGUCGUCAUCGGUGGCGACGGCGACGGCGACGGCGGCGUUGUCAUGAAAGGCGCGGAGAAGCUGGGAUCCCCCACGGGUACGGGGAGCACCUGCGAAGACGCGACCGGGCCGUCUUCAAGGGCGUCCAGUAACAGGAGGAGUGACGACAAUGAUGGCGGAGGCGAAGCGGGGACGAUGGAGAUGCCCUCCCCGUCCGGGGGGAUGUCGUGGGCGCCGGCGGCGCCGACCAUGAUGGCACCGGCGACGCCUGCCCCUGCCACGGCCCAGGGAAGCGCUACCGUCACCGACAACCGCAUCUCACCUUUCUACGCCGACAACUCCUCUCUGUGGGCGACGGCCGCAGCGGUCGCCGCGAGAGCCGAGCACGCGACGAACCCCACGCCCGACGCCAACCCCUUCUGGAGCAACAGCACUACUUCGUCGUCGCUUUCGGAAGGACGCGACCACCAUGUGCGGUCCGCAUCCGCGGGCUCGUCGGCGGAGGCGGCUGCGCCUGCUGCUGGCAACGGUAACCGCCUCAGCACCAGGCUCCGGCGCGCGGCUAGCGGGGUCAGCAUGCUGCCGAUAACGGCGAGCUCUCGGGUGUUCCCGUCCAGAAGGUUCUUUUCGACGAACUCGGCGUCUUCGGCGGCGGUAAUGAUGCCUCCCGCGCCUCACUCGAGCCAGGAACCGCGGUCUUCCUUGGUCCUGUCCAACGACAAGCUCGGCGGCGCGGGCGGAGCUAGCCAUCACAUCAACGACCCCGCCGACAAGGCUCACCACAUCUACGACCCCGCCGGAAAGGACGAUAUCGGCAAGGAUGGUCGGGCGCCGGCUUUCGGCGGGGACGGCUUUUUGGGGAAGACCCCGCUGGUGUCGCCGCUGGGGUCCACGGCCAGCACGGCGGCGGACGAGACCUCGUCGGCGGGCACCAGUCCCGCCGCCGCGAGGGCGAGGUUCGAGAUCGAGGGGGACAUUGAGGAGGGCGGGACGCGGCCGGCCAGCGCCGACGGCGAAGCUGCCGCCGCCGCCGCGGGCGGGGCGGCCGUGGCGGACGGGUCGACCGGGGUCGCCGCUGUCGCGGACGUCGAGGACAUCAUGCUGGCGGCCGCGGCGACGGCCGAGCAGGAGGCGGUGCUGCCGUGCGCGCCCACCGACGAAGAAAAGGUGAUCUACCGCAACACCGGACGGUUCGGCAUCAUCACCUGCGCCGUCAUAUCGUUCAUCACGCUGACGUGGGACUUCGGCAUUGCCAUGUGGGGGAGAGACUUCAAGUUGGACGAGCACGCGGAGGUGCUGAAGGCGUCGGAAGAGAAGGGCUACAUGCCCUCGGUGGACGUGUUCCUGCCCGUGUGCAAGGAGCCGCUGUACCUGCUCGCCAACACGUGGAAGUACGUGGCCGCGCUGGACUACCCCGACUUCAAGGUGUUCGUGUUGGACGACGGUGCCAGCGACGAGGUCAAGGCUCUCGCUUCGGUGUUCGGGUUCGAAUACGUGCUGCGGUCCAACGCCCCGGAGCUGAAGAAGGCGGGAAACCUGCGCAACGCCUUCGCGAUGACCUCGGGGGAAGCGAUCGCUAUCUUCGACGCCGACUUUUGCCCCAGGCCGGAAUUCUUGAAGGAGACCGUGCCAUACUUCGGGGAGGAUCCCACCAUUGGCAUCGUUCAGACGCCGCAGUUCUUCCGCGUCCGCGACGAGCAGACGUGGAUCGAGCAGGGGGCGGGGGUCUCGCAGGAGUUCUUCUACCGCAUGGUGCAGAUGAACCAGGACAGGUUCAACGCGGCCGUGUGCGUGGGGUCCUGCGGACUGUACCGCAGAACGGCUCUGGAACCGCUAGGUGGCAUGGCGGCCAUCGAGCACUCGGAGGACAUGUACACCGGCUACAAGAUGACGGAGCACGGGUUCAAGAUCAAGUACCUGCCGCUGGCGCUAGCGAUGGGGAUCUGCCCCGAGGAGCCGCAGAGCUACUUCAUGCAGCAGUACCGCUGGUGCAAGGGAAGCUCAACGCUCAUCAGGGAGAAGGAAUUCUGGAAGUCGGGCAUCUCCAAUCUCCACAAGCUGUGCUUCCUGAACGGCAUGCUGUACUACAUGGCCACCGCCCUGCUCAUCUUCGUGGCCCCCAUCCCGAUCAUGCUCCUGGUGUGGAUGGAGGCUGACGGGGUGCUCUGGUACCACUCCGGGUUCGUGAUGCCGUCGCUCAUCUUCGCCGGGAUCAUCAUGCCCCUGUGGUCCAAGCAGCGGUACGGGUUGGCCGCCCAACGGGUCAAGGUUCUCCAGUGCUACGCCCACCUGUUCGCCAUCAAGGACACCUUCAUGGGCACCCAUGCCCCGUGGCUUCCGUCCGGUUCGGGAAGCGCCAAGAAGCGCAACGCAACCUACACGGCUGCGGUGCGGCUCAUGAUCGUGUGGAACCUGAUCAUCACCUCUCUCAUCGUGGGGGGGAGCGCCUGGAGGAUGACCAUGCUGACCUGGUAUCACUUCCUCCCCGCCAUCGCGAUAGCGUCAGGCAGCUUCGUUCUCAACAUGAGCACGUUGAUAUACUGAUGUGCUUGCAGCAUCAGUCGGCGGCCCUGCUUUUUGAUCGUGAUGAUGAUGAUGAUGAGAUUUUUACGUGCUCGUUUUGAAAAGCCCUUCGACAUUUUAUGUGGACCGAGCCGUGUGAUCGCUCUCGCUCCCCUCCCCGCACUUCCGUAUAUUAUUUUUUUCUUCUAAAUUUCGUUUUACCCGCCUCACGUACGAGGCGCACGUUAUGCAAUGCAUGGCUGCUCAAGCAUUUUUUUUUGUGUGUGCAGUUUUCUCUCUCCCGCAUGGGUCACGAGGUUUGCGAGCAUGGCGCCUCGCUAGAAUAUCAAGCGAGGUUUGAUUUUGGGAUCAGUUUAUUUUUGUUGCGCCGCGCUCUGUGCUCUCGACAUGGGACAGCGCUAGCAGUGCAGAGCGUUAGUAAAUCGAUACUAUUACGACUCUGGAGGAAAGAUGAAACAUGAAUGCGUUUCUUUUCUAGUGCACGGGUUGUGGAUGAUGAGUGAAACCCUAUGAAGUGUUUGCCGCGUUCUUGCUUGACUGGAAUUAUAACGACGUAACGACGAAACGAAAUUAGGCUAAGUCAGUGAAAUGCAUUGACUGACGGCACGUCGUUCCUGUGCGCAGGGAGACCAGUUAAAAGAGGGGGGUCUUUUCUACCGUAAUAUUUACUUUUGGCAUGUAUUGGGUGGGGAAGCGGGGGGAGGCCCUGGUGCUCUGGGGCCGACUGAAGCGAGGCCUCUUCCGGGUGGGCAGUCACUGCUCUGCUCGGCACGGUGCGGUACAUGUAACGCACGGGCGAGGGGCAACGCCGAAUCAUUUGCUCAUGAAAUGUACUGCUGCACACUCGUCGGGCGCUUGCGCUGGGGCUCGUCUGCUUCCGGUGCGAGCGACACAGCAGUUCGUUCGAUGGUUUUCGAGCGGAGAAGGGGUAGAGGUAUCCGGUUCGAGUGGGAGCUGUACCCUGUACAGCAUCAUGAGACAUUUGUCGUGUUCGCUGGCCGUCCUUGAGCAGGAGGACGUCGGUCGGUGGCCCCUGUUUGGUUGUGCUGUGAGGCUGGCUCAGUUUCUGAGUUCCAUCAUGUUUUUUCGUCGGCGGGGUGGGAUGUGUUGAGAUUGUUGCUGAGGGGGCGGGGGGGGGGUCCCGCAGGAUAUUUUAUUCCCAGGUGAGCGUGCCCCGCAGGCGAAUGAAGGAGAGCGUGAGGGCGGCAACAGCUUGCGGCACUGAUUUGUCGGCGCCGUUGUCCUUUCUCCCGUUUCACGGACGACAUGCAGCGUCGCAUGUGCCCGGCUAUUUGUUUAGCUGUUCGAUGUUGUAUUCGGGCUCAACAUACCCAUGCGCGUUGUUAUUGUCUGUGCGACUGCUUGCUGGCGUUGCGAGGAGAGCGUUUUUGGUGGUAGUCUAUUCUGUCUUUUUGGGGUUAUUUUUGUAUGUUCUCGCCGUGUCUUCGACACCAAUUGGGGUCGGAGCUGGACCCAAAUGAACUUACCUGUACAAGUAGACGCAUCUCAUUUACUACUCGGAUCGGUAUCAAGAAUGGGGUAUCAAGGUCUUUGGUGCGCCUGUGCAUUGAAGCACCCACUAGAUAUUUUGUGUAGGUGGCGGUUGCCUUUCGUCGCGGCCUAUCGGAUUUUGAAGAGGCCCCAAUAGUGUGGUUCGGGAUGGAGAAGAUGUUCGGGUUGUGGCUGCAGACGGGCGUACUCUCUUCUCGUUGGGGGGGGGGACAGACUACUUCGUUCCCGUGUGCCAUCUUCUUUGUGCGCGUUGCCAUGGGCACUCGCUUUCUUCCAGAAAGGGAAGCCGUGCUCUCUCCGCUUUCCGGGUGUCUGCGGGUAUGGCGCGGGCCCGCCGCGCGCCACUUGCGUACUUGCUUGUUUGUUUGUGGUCGUCCAACCACGCUUUCUUUUAGUCUCCUGAGGGACGUGGAUCCGUGUAUUGAACGGGUAUGCUCGGGAUGUUGGUUGUUGCCGUUGUUGUUAUUAUUGUUGUUGCUGUUGUUGUCAUCAUCGAUGUUAAACAAGCUUCUUUGCUCGCCUUAUUUUUCUUGUUUCUUCGGAUCUUGCGUGAGAAAAAAACAGUUAGUUUCGGAGUGGAGAAGGUGGCGAAAAGCUGCAGUAUCAACGAAAAAAAAAGGAGGGUGUGCUGGUUGGUGGUAAUGGUAUCUAGUGGUGAGAGUGAGGCAAGAAGAAGCAACGAGAGACCACGAAAGAGCGUGCUCCUGUGCCGGCCCCCUGUUACACCGCCCGCGGCGUGCUCUUGGCAGUGGGUUCACCUGCCGCCUGAGGUUUGCUUAGUGGAAAUGGAAAAGUAACGUCUGUCGUUGUGAGGAGUUUUGUUCCUUUUUGAAGGACAUGGGAGAAAGUGCUCUCAGUGUUUACUGGUGGGGUCAACUGUUGUGUUGCGUCGCUGAAAUAAUCUGAUUGGCUAUCUGUCCAGUUGUCGUCGUGUCAUUGUCCGGUGCGGGGGUGAGGCAGCGCCUUGGAAAGCUACCACCCUGUAGUCCUAGUCUCUUGCGUGACGGUUUGGUGAAUCUUGAAUUCUUCUGUCGUUCCGACAUGUUUGGUGUCGUUGCCGAUUCCGAAGGUCGGCGGGUAUUGUAGUAUUGAGACCACUGGUGGUUUAACUUUGGUCUGAAUUGGCUUAAGAUUUGGGUCUUGCUUGGGCGUGCUUGCCUCGUGGGUGCAUGUGCGUUUUGUUGUUGCACCGCGCGGACUCUGCUGCUUGUAGUAGUCGUCGUCCUCGUGGUCACAACCCGCGCCCGAACGCGGCGCAAUUAAAUGCUACCAUUUAGGAAACACCUCACCUGGAUGCCCAUUAUUUACAUGGGUGGGUCUUUGGUCCGUUUUUGAUCACUUUUUCCCCCCGAGAAUGACAUGAAGAUUGUUUUCGA
Messenger RNA from Ectocarpus siliculosus, 6251 nucleotides. NCBI's taxonomy places the organism in Eukaryota, Phaeophyceae, Ectocarpales, Ectocarpaceae. The record is from the annotation of a GenBank genome assembly.